GAAGGAAUAGUAUGAUAUGCACUUAGUUAGUUAUAGAGGGCUUCAAUCGUGAUAUACGGCGGGGCCAGGAACACAAGUUUUAACAGAGAAAGUGAAACAAAUUCCAUUGCCAAAUCUUUGAGCUUCCCACAAGUUCAUCUAGGCUCAGUUUUUAGCCCCAAUCGAGGAAAUUCCUUGAAAACGCAUUGGUUAAUUUCUCAUCCCAGAUCGCCUAGAAGAGCAAUAUUUCAGCCGGGCAUCCAAUAUUUGUCAAAAGGGGGGCUUAGACGGAUGGAUAGUAGAUGGUAUAGUGGUAAACAGGAGAUGCACACUAGAAAGCAACAAAAAGAUGAGGCAUAUGAGGCUACUGUUCUUGAGGAUCUUGCUGAGGAUUUUCGUUUACCAAUUGGUCACAGAGUCACUGAGAAUGUAGAUUUGGAUAAUGUGGAGCAAGCAUCUUUAGACACACAGCUGACAUCAUCAAAUGUUGGAUUUAGGCUUCUGCAGAAGAUGGGAUGGAAAGGGAAGGGGCUUGGAAAGGAUGAACAAGGGAUAAUUGAGCCGAUAAAAUCAGGAAUAAGGGAUGCAAAAUUAGGUCUGGGAAAACAAGAAGAAGAUGAUUAUUUUACAGCAGAAGAAAACAUACAGCGUAGAAAGCUUGAUAUUGAAGUUGCAGAGACUGAGGAACUUGUAAAGAAGAGAGAGGUUAUAGCAGAGCGUGAGCAGAAAAUUCAAAGUGAGGUGAAAGAAAUACGGAAGGUGUUUUAUUGUGAUCUCUGCAACAAGCAAUAUAAAUUGGCAAUGGAGUUUGAAGCUCACCUAAGCUCCUAUGACCACAAUCACAGAAAGAGGUUCAAACAAAUGAGAGAUAUGCAUGGAAGCAGCAGUCGUGAUGAUAGACUGAAAAGAGAACAACAACGGCAAGAGAGGGAGAUGGCUAAGUUUAAGCAGAUGGCUGACACACAUAAGCAGCUGCAACAGCUGCAGAAUCAGGAGGAAGCUGGAACCCUUCCAGCCCCUCCUGCACCAAGUAAUGCUACUGCAGUUGCAGACCAAGAUCAGCGAAAAGUUUUGAAGUUUGGAUUUUCUGCAAAAGGCAGCACAGCCAAGAGCUCUAUUAAUAUUGCUGCAAAGAACAAGAAGCCAAAGGUUGCUGUUGCUUCAGUUUUUGGAAAUGACAGUGAUGAAGAAUAAAGAAUUUUCUGAUAUCGUGUUACUUUGAGAGCUCAGGAACAUCUGACUCGACUUCGAUGGGUAUCUGGGUACCAUUCAUUACCUUAGAAGACGUUCGUCUGGAGUAGCAGACAGGAUAAAUCCGGUUUCUCUGUUUACUUGUGCUGCACUAAGUUUGAAUGAGAGUCGAGACUAUGGAUAAUCGGUUUUCAAUAGCUUAGAUGGUCAAUAGCGUUUGCAGUCUGAAGGAUCAAAGGGCGUAGCAAUGUAUCCUCAUCUUACUAUUUUAUUGUAUGUCUCAUGUGAUGUUAAAAUUAAUAUUUACUUUAUAAGGAUCAGUUUCUAUCCCUAA
Molecule: messenger RNA, 1504 nt
Organism: Salvia miltiorrhiza (redroot sage)
Lineage: Eukaryota; Viridiplantae; Streptophyta; Magnoliopsida; Lamiales; Lamiaceae
Exons: 8
Coding region: 271-1173 (300 amino acids)
Molecular function (GO): nucleic acid binding
Source: RefSeq, a predicted model, not a curated record